AGCUCCAUCGCAACACGACGUCAACCUCUUCCCCUCUGCCUCACCAAUUGCGCGCCCUCGACUGUCGAUAUCAUGGUGCAAGUUCCGGUCCAGACCCUUCAUAGGGACCCCCAGUUAUUCUACUGGAUCCUCAUCCCCAUCACCAUCGUCAUGGUCCUGACUGGUGUCCUCCGUCAUUACGCAUCCGUCCUCAUGGCGACCGCGCCUAAGAAGCAGGACAACAAGGCUAUGCGUGAGCAGCGGUCCCUCGCCCGCGGUGUCGCCCUGCGCUCCAACCACCACGCCCUCUCCCAGAAGGCCUUUGAGGCUCGCCGCGAUGUUCUGACCGCUGGCUUCGAGUCUGGGGCGUACUUGAAGGAGCCCGACCGCAAGGGACAACCUCCUGCGAACCCCCUGACCGACCCUAGUGCCAUGGAUGGUAUGAUGGGCAUGAUGAAGAACAACAUGGCUAUGAUUAUUCCCAACACGCUCAUCAUGAGCUGGAUCAACGCCUUCUUCAGCGGCUACGUUAUCAUGAAACUGCCCUUCCCCAUCACCAUCAAGUUCAAGAGCAUGCUGCAGGCUGGUGUGCAGACCAAGGAGAUGGACCCCCGAUGGAUGUCCAGCAUCAGCUGGUACUUCCUUUGCAUCUUUGGUCUUCAGUUUGUCUACGUCUUUCUCCUUGGCAGUGACAACGCUGCCAGCCAGGUCGCCCAGCAGAUGCAGGCGCAGCAGAUGGCUAACCCCAUGGCUGGCCCUGGUCAGGACCCUCACAAGCAGUUCAAGGCCGAGGCUGAGAACUUGGCUGUCGUCGAGCACUACUCAGUUCUGGACGAUGUUGAGGAGCGUUUCUUGGCGGGUAUCAAAUCGUAG
Molecule: messenger RNA, 852 nt
Organism: Fusarium keratoplasticum
Lineage: Eukaryota; Fungi; Ascomycota; Sordariomycetes; Hypocreales; Nectriaceae
Product: ER membrane protein complex subunit 3
Exons: 4
Coding region: 73-852 (259 amino acids)
Biological process (GO): protein folding in endoplasmic reticulum
Cellular component (GO): EMC complex; membrane
Source: RefSeq, a predicted model, not a curated record